AUGGGAAAUCAUCUUUCUAUUGGUGCCAGACAUACCAAUUACAUUAGUGAUGGUGAUAAUAGCAAUGUCCUAGGAUCAAAUUCAUUAAAUGACGAUGCUCUGUUCAAACAGAGACAAGGUAGUAUUAGAUCUGAAUUAUUCACCAGUAGAAAUAAUUCAAACAGAAAUAAGAUUUAUUCUGAACUAGCUGCAAGAAAUAAUCUAACCACUAUUAACAGUAGCAAUACAAAUGUUAAAGAAUCACUGUUUAAAAAGGACUAUUCGAUGGGUAGACACCCAAAUACUGUCAACCAUGUAAAAAAUCGUGUUGAUUUCACUAGAAAUUCAAGCAAUGAGUAUUCUUCAAGUUCUCUAUCUUCAAAUACUGACAGUGCUUAUACACCUUCGUUUUUCUCUUUGGGUCCUUCAACUGCUACUGUUGAACAAUCUACUGAAAAGGUAAUAAGGUUGGAUGAACAACAUCAUCCUCAUCAAAAUCUUGCAAGCAAGAAAGAUAUCGUGAUAAAUCAUGAACAUAGACCUAGCAUCUUAGCUUUAAAGCAAAAUUUAUACGAAAGCAGUAGUGGUGUUCCACUCUAUGACUCUCAACCUUCGUCAGAAGUCCCAUCUGAAUUACACUCUCCAAGUACUAGAUCUUUUGAAAGACAAAAAUCUGUCUCAAUUGAUAUCCCUCAAGAUAAUAGCAAUAAAAAAGAUCUUAGAAAUCCAAUUUUGAUUAAUCUAGAAUAUAAUGAAAGGAAUAACAAGAAUGAAUCAAACUUUCAAAAUGAAAUUCAACCCAAUAACUUGAAUGUCAACUAUAACAAUAAUGGUAAUAGUAACAAUUAUUCAGCUGAUGAGGAUAUGGUCUGGAAUCAAUCUCUUCUUAAUGGGUUAAUUACAAGCAAUAAUGAUUAUAUUGAUAAUAAUAUCAAUAAUAAAAAUUUUAACUUGAACCACCAUAAAUAUCCAAAGUUUGAAAAUUCAAUCUCACCAACUUUUAACGACUCAAAUGAUGGAAAUGUACAUUACGAUGGUAAGCAACAUUGUAGCGGUACAGAGGGUUAUCAUUUUUCAGAUAAGAAAACUAGCAAUAUUGUAAAUAGAACUCAGUUUUCUUCACUUGCAUCAAAACAAAUAUCAUAUAGAAAUUCAUCAGCAUUUUCAUCAACAUUUUCAUUAGAUCUAGGAUCAGAAAAUGUUCGUGUAUUUUUGAAAUGGAGAGAUCUAAUCGAUGACAUAGAAAAUGCAAAUAUAUCCAUAGUCAGUAAUGAAAUUUUGUCAGUUAUUUGCAUGAAUGAUUUGGACUCGGAAAAUAGCGAUAGCGCUAGAAUGGUCUAUUAUCCAGAUACUUCAGAAUGGGUCACAAAGUAUCUUUUCCUACCCCCAGGUAUUUAUAAGCUACAGUUUAAUGUAAAUGGUUCCCUACGUCAUUCUGACUAUUUACCAACGGCUACAGAUAAUUUAGGUAACAUUGUUAACUGGUUUGAAGUACCAAGAGGUUAUGAAAGUAUUGAACCAUUUAGAGAUAAUGAUUAUGUUAAAAAUGAAAUAUCUGGAGGUAUCCUUCAACCAAUACCAAAUACAUUGGGUAUCCCCUCGGUAUCUUCACAAUUGUCAUCCUUCUCAUUCCAUGCUAGUAGACCAACUACUCCAUAUUCUGAUUUUGCAGGCAUUAAUAGGUCAAGUCCUUUGCCACUACGUGAAAAAUCUCCUGAUGUCAAAUCAACUAAUUUUGAUUUAGAAUUCUCAACAGCAGUACCAGAGCCUAAAUAUGAUUAUACGACUGAAAUUCCAGAAAUCUAUAAAGCAGUGGAUCUGGAUCUAACUACUGCAAAGGCCACAGAAACUACGACUGACGAUGAAGAUAUAACCAAACCACCUUUAUAUCUAGGAACAGGUGGUAAUUCGAUCUUUAAUGAUGUGAUUGGUUGCAGUCAAAGAGAUUUAUUUGAAAAAUUGAGUAAAAAUACUGGCAAAGGACUAAACACUGAUGAACUGGAGAAGAUAUUUUUAGCUAAAUACCCAAUUACAGACCUACCAAUUUACUUAAAUACAGAUUACAUGAAUAAAGCAUUAGAACAGCAUAGAAAUAUUGUUGGAGUGGAUGAUGUUAUGCAAGAAGAAAUUAAUGUCGUGAAUCACAUAGUUCCACAUGUUAAUAUCAAGCAUUUGUUAACUCAUAAUAUCCAAGACUCGGUAAUUGCCGUUGCAUGCACAGUGAGAUAUGGUGGUAAAUUCAUCACACAGGUUGUAUAUUCUCCAUGUUCUGUGGAAAAUGAUGAUUAA
Messenger RNA from Vanderwaltozyma polyspora DSM 70294, 2268 nucleotides. RefSeq names its product Sip1p (gene SIP1). NCBI's taxonomy places the organism in Eukaryota, Fungi, Ascomycota, Saccharomycetes, Saccharomycetales, Saccharomycetaceae. The record is from RefSeq and is a predicted model, not a curated record. Gene Ontology annotation, cellular component: nucleotide-activated protein kinase complex; nucleus; cytoplasm. Gene Ontology annotation, molecular function: protein kinase binding. Bases 1 to 2268 code for a protein of 755 amino acids. The transcript has a single exon. Gene Ontology annotation, biological process: signal transduction.